UUAUGCUUAAAAAAAGGUAAAGGACCCCUGACAGUUAAGUCCAGUCACGAACGACUCUGGGGUUGCGGCGCUCAUCUCGCUUUACUGGCUGAGGGAGCCGACGUUUUUCCACAGACAGUUUUUCUGGGUCAUGUGGGCAGCAUGACUAAGCCGCUUCUGGAGAAACCAGAGCAGCGAAUGGAAAUGCCUAUUUAUCUACUUGCACUUUGAUAUGUUUUGGAACUGCUAGGUUGGCAGGAGCUGGGACUGAGCAACGGGAGCUCACCCUGUCGUGGGGAUUCGAACCACCGACCUUCUGAUCGGCAAGCCCUACUAGCCUCAGUGGUUUAGACCACAGCGCCACCCACGUCCGCUUAUGCUUUGCCAUGUAUUAAGCCUGUCAUGUACCUUCUCAUUAUUGUAACCUGUAACAUGCUUUAUGUACCAAUCUAAUCUGAAAAUUAAAGCCUCAUGUAUUAAGCCUGUCAUGUACCUUCUCAUUAUUGUAACCUGUAACAUGCUUUAUGUACCAAUCUAAUCUGAAAAUUAAAGCCUCUGGGAGAAUGAAUUGUGAGUUCAAGUUUUUCAUUGGAUGGGGAGGGACAGGACAGGCGGGGCCAUGUAAUGCUGGGGGAGGCCAUUUCUCUGCACAGACUGAAUUGUUAGGGAAGGAGGAAAGCCUGGUGUUGUCUCCAAGGCAGUUGAAGGACACCAGGAGGCAGGAGCAGAUCAAACACUCAAGAAGGAGCACCCAGCUCAAGGCCAAGUGUUAUUGCUGGGACAGGCAUGCCUCUAUUUAAAAGUGUGGUGGGUAGGCAGGGCUGACAGUUGAAAUAACUUCAGACUCCUGUGAAGUCUCAGCUCACUGCUCCUGAUCCUGAAAUUCUUAACCAUGGCUUUGCCCCUGAAUUGCAUUUAGGGAACAUUAAAGCUCCUCUCCUAAGUUGGUUUGAUAUUUGCUGUAUCUCUGGCACUUAAGGGUGUCUGAACUAAUUCCUGCUCUUGUUGCCGAGUUUACACUACUGUAUAUCUGUUUGCUGAAAUAAGACUUUGCUUCUUUGCAUGCAAGAAAGCACACAUGCCAUUCUUGAAGAGGAGGAGCAGGGCAAACUCACCAUGGAGGAGAUUUGGGGAGCAUUCAGGGAAAGUUGGGGGGAGAUGUUAUGUUACACAAGUGGAAAUCCUUCUUAGUCAAAUGACAUCCUUACAUUAGUUGCUGCCAAGGCUUAUCGUGCAAAUUUUGUAUUGCUGUUCUGUGUACACAGCAAAUUGAUAGAAAGAGAGAUUAUUCAUGGGAACAUUCUUGUGUAUUGUACAGUUUAAUCUCUGAAUGAGCGGCACUGUUUAAAUUAUUCAAAAUAUGAAAGAAUUGAAGGUGUCAUGUCUAAUGGCAUGAUAGCAGAAUGCCACAAGAGUAGACUGUACUGCAUUCAAAAUACCACCAUCCUCAAGGAAUGGUUGUGAUGGCUGGUUUUUUGUUUAUUUUUGUUGGUGUUUUCUCCCCAUGUCCAAACAUAUGAGUUUCCCAGCAACCUCCACCAACUAAUACCCUGCAUUUUGAAGUUCCAGUUUCAUAAAACUCAAAAAGGCAUGCUAGCUAAUUAUUGGUAUAAUCUACACAACUCAGAGUUUCUGGGUCAAAUGUGUAGUUAUCAAAGGUUGGACUAUGGUGAGAAGUGAGAAAAAAUAAUAAUCCAGAGCUAUCCAGUUUGAAUAAACAUUUGUGAUCAUGGUGCACUUAAUAUAAUGCUUUAGGGCAGAAUCAGAGCAUGCAUAUCCACAAAACAUAUCCCAAUGUGUAUGAAAAAUAUGAGAUACAUUGACUUUUUUCUGGACAUCAGUCAACCAAUUAUAUAUUGAACAAUAGUAGUAUUGGCAUAAUACAUUAGCAUAAUGCAUAGUAGUAUUAGCAUAAUACUUUAUAAUACACUCAAAACUCCUUAAUCACUAGUCACAGGACAAACUAUUCUGAUUGUGCAAUAUAAAUUAAAUAUACAUGGAUCAGUAUUCUAAAUAUUAGUACCAGGAGGUUAACUUUUCUGGAUGUUGUGAGUAAAAUGGAGAACAGGCCAUUAAAAGUCUAGCAUAGAGUAGCCAACGGGAUUCGCUUUAGCUGUUGUGGAAUACAACUCCCAUCGUCCCUGUCAAUUGACCACGCUGGCUGGGGUUGAUGGAAGUUGGUAGUCCCAAAUACCAGGAAGGUACUAUAUUAGUUAUCUCUUUGUUAGGAAUUCAAGUUUGGAUAAAAAAUACUUCAGAUAUCAAGCACUGUUUUCAAGUCAUCUGCAGGCGUCAAGUGACUUCUGGGUCAGUCAUUGGAUAGGAACAUAUCACUGGGGAAAACCCACCUCAUUCACACCAUAAAGCACAUUCAAUUUGCAUUUAAAGAAAAUGGCUUCCCCUCCCCUGAAAAAUAAAAUAAAUUUCUGUAGUUUUGUUCAGGGUACCGGGAAUUUUAGCUUUGGGAGUGCUUUCAAUGUGUGGUGCAGAUGUGACCUGGGUUUUCUCUAUUUUACAUAGAUUCAUCGCAUAAUUUGGUAUUUCCAAUCCAGAAGGCACAAUGUUCGCCAACCAUUAGAUGAAAGGAAGGAAUGUUGAAAGCCACCCAGGGUGUAUCCAAUGAAAAUCCCAAGCUAUGUUCCAGCAAUCCAAAUUGUGUCUGCAAGGGUAAAAGCCACUGUUCUUGUGAUGCGAUCAAAGGCAGUAAGGGUGAAAAGGGCUUUCCUGGUUUCCCUGGUCCACCUGGUCAGAUGGGUUUCCCUGGUCCAGAGGGUCCUCCUGGGCCACAAGGUCCCAAGGGUUUUCCAGGGCCAGGGGGCUUUGUUGGGCCUAAAGGUUCAAGGGGUUUGCCAGGAGUCCCUGGUUAUUCAGGUCCCCCAGGCCUUCCAGGCGAAGCAGGAAAUGCAGGUGCUCCAGGACGUCCAGGUAUACCAGGUUGCAAUGGGACAAAGGGUGAGCAGGGAUUCCCAGGAUUCCCAGGGCAAGGAGGGCUCCCAGGGUUACCAGGUCCUAAAGGAAUCAAAGGAGAAAAAGGAUGUUCCGCAAGUGGGUAUGACCAGGGUUAUAGUUCCCAAGGUGAUCCUGGAUUGCCAGGAAUACCUGGAUUUCAGGGUGAUCCAGGACCUCGAGGAGUACCAGGGCUAAUAGGGCCAGAGGGCCCUCCAGGCUUUCCGGGAGCACUAGGAAGACCAGGACUUCCAGGGCCAAAGGGACUUAUGGGUGUUAAAGUCAUUGGUGCCAAAGGAUUAAAGGGUGACAAUGGACUAAUGGGCCCCCCAGGACCAACUGGAACAGUUAUCGUUACCCUAACUGGAGCAGAAAAUAUGACGGAAUUGAAAGGAAAUAAAGGAGAUAUGGGUUCUCCGGGACUCCCUGGGCCCCCUGGAGAUUCAGGCUCACCUGGUGGUUUUCAAAGUGCAAAAGGAGAUCCAGGAGAGGCAGGACCUCAGGGUAGACCUGGAAAGGAUGGAACUCCUGGUCCACCUGGCUUGCUGGGAGAAAAAGGAGAACAGGGUUUGCCAGGAAGACCUGGAAAAGUUGGGCCCAAGGGACAGAAAGGUGAAAUCGGCAACAAAGGAAUGCGGGGUCCAACAGAGUAUUAUGAUGAAUUGCCAGGUGAAAAAGGAAACCAGGGCUAUCCAGGACUCCCAGGACCCAAAGGCCAGUCUGGAGCACCUGGACCACGAGGUGCCCCAGGUGCCACUGGAAGGCCAGGUGUUUCGAGACCUGGUCCAAGAGGUCUAACAGGCUCUCCAGGCCUCAAAGGAAGUAAAGGAGAUAGAGGACAACCUGGCAUGAAUGCUAUUGGACCCCCAGGACUUCCUGGAUUACAAGGAAGACCUGGCCCAGCAGGAUCACCAGGUCUUUCAGGACCACCAGGUAUAAUAACUUUUGAAAGAGGCCCACUGGGACCCCCAGGGACCCCAGGAUGCAUUGGACCUCCAGGCCUUUCAGGAGAUAGUGGAGCAAAAGGUGAAGAAGCAGGCCCUUGCGACCAGUGCACCUUUUUGACGGGGCCACCUGGCCUUCCUGGUGUUCCUGGAGCACAGGGUGAACAAGGAGUUAAAGGUAUAGAAGGAGCAUUUGGGCCUAAAGGAUCCCAAGGAACCCCUGGGAUUCAGGGGCCUCCUGGCAUUCAGGGACUUCCAGGUCUUCCAGGAAACCAAGGCCUUAAAGGAUUGAAAGGUGAACCAGGGUAUGCAGAACCAGAAGGCGCAAAAGGAGACAGAGGAGAACCAGGACCCAGAGGAAGCUCAGGAGAAAAUGGUUCAGACGGGUUACCUGGGAAACCUGGACUGAAAGGGUCUAGAGGCUCUGUGGGAGAACAGGGACCUGAUGGUACAAAAGGAGACAGAGGUGCACCAGGAUCAGUUGGUAGCUCAGGUCUUCCCGGAGAGAGAGGGCUACCUGGACCACCAGGAUAUGGACCACCAGGAGUGGAAGGGUCUAAGGGAUCUCAAGGAAAUCCUGGUUUGCCUGGGUUGGUUGGAGAAGCAGGUCCUAAAGGUGAGCCUGGUAAAGUAAAUGCAAUUCCUGGACCUCCUGGACUUCAAGGGCCAGAUGGUAGGCCUGGACCACAAGGGGAAAGAGGUAGUGUUGGAUCCAGAGGGCCACGUGGUUAUCCAGGCCUCCCAGGACCAGACGGUGACCCUGGCUUUUCAGAGAAUGGAUUUCCUGGCUAUCCUGGCAUUAAAGGAGAUAAAGGGUCUCCAGGAUCCACAGGGCCAUCAGGCUGUCCCGGACAAUUAGGGGAACCAGGCUUACCUGGAAAACCUGGAAUUCCUGGAGAAAAGGGUGAACCGGGCCCAGUUAUACCUGGUCAACAAGGCAGACUAGGUUCACCAGGAGUAGAUGGCAUGCCAGGUGAGAAGGGUGAAAGAGGAUUCCCAGGACUUCCAGGGCUCCAAGGUCAACGAGGUCGUGAUGGUGCUGAUGGGCCAAGAGGAGAACCUGGGUCCCCUGGAGUUCCAGGAGAAAAGGGUGUUGCAGGAAAAAUAGGCGACUGUCUUAUUGGCUUACCAGGCCCACCAGGUCUAUGUGGAUUAAUGGGGCCCCCAGGAAAACGUGGAGUACUGGGAGCCAAAGGAGACCCAGGUUUUCCAGGAUUAGACAUCCCGGGGUUCCCAGGACCAUUUGGGCUGCCUGGAUUACCUGGCCCACAAGGAGAUGAAGGAUUUCCUGGCAUCAAGGGACAACCUGGCAGGCCAGGAGUACCAGGUGUACCAGGUCUAAGAGGAGAAAUAGGCUUGAUGGGCGCUGUAGGUAACCCCGGGCUACCUGGUGUCUUUGGAAAUCCAGGUAUCCAUGGCAGCAGGGGUUCUCCUGGCUUCCCAGGACCAAAAGGAAGAAAGGGAUCUUCAGGUGAAAAAGGUGAGCCAGGUGAUAGAGGUUCUCCUGGAACAUCAGAGUCCAAAGUGAGUUUCGGAGAUAAAGGAGACAGAGGAACUAAAGGAUUUCCUGGAAGACUGGGACUCAAGGGAGAAAAGGGAGAGCAAGGUCUGAAAGGGUGCAUAGGUCCUGAUGGACUACCAGGAAUGCCAGGGCCACCAGGUUCCAAAGGAGACAAAGGACUUCCAGGAAUUCUUGGUGAACAGGGAUUGACAGGAGCUCCAGGAGACAGAGGGGACAUGGGAGUGCCAGGUUCUAAAGGCGAACAAGGUUCUUCUGGUUUGCCUGGGUCACCAGGAAUACCAGGGCCACCUGGCUUGCUUGGUGUUCCAGGGGAUAAAGGAGAACCAGCCUGUCCUGGAUCUGGACCUCCUGGGGACCCAGGACCUGAGGGUGAUCCAGGUACCCCAGGAGAAAGAGGAAGAAAAGGUGAAAGUGGAUCACCAGGCCGGCCAGGGCUUGUCGGAGAACCUGGACCACCUGGAAACAGAGGGGAAACUGGUUUACCAGGAAUUCCAGGACAAUCAGGACCUACUGGCAGUAAUGGUAUUAAAGGUACUAAAGGAUUACCAGGACAAAAUGGCAUCAGAGGCUCUCCAGGUUCACCUGGGUUACUGGGUGAUGAUGGAUCACCUGGUGAGAAGGGUAGCCAAGGACAGGAUGGUAUCCCUGGACCCCCAGGAGAGAAGGGAGCACAAGGUUUUCCAGGACAGCAAAUUCCUGGUCCUCAAGGCAUUCCUGGUCCUAAAGGUGUCAAAGGAGACAUUGGGGUGCCUGGUAUACCAGGACCACCAGGUAUUAAAGGUCGUAUGGGAGACCAGGGACCAAUUGGACUUCCAGGCUUACCUGGACAACCAGGACUUCCCGGCAAACCAGGUGCAAUAAUUGCUGGCCAAAAAGGAAACAGAGGCCCCCCUGGUCCUGUUGGAAAACCAGGUGUCCCUGGUAUCCCAGGACCUGCUGGACUCCCUGGCUAUAGUACUAAAGGAAAUAAAGGUGUUCGAGGAAAUGAUGGCUUACCAGGCCCGCCAGGAACUAGAGGUGACGUUGGUCUACCUGGGCCAGCAGGAAUUGAAGGCAUCCCUGGCUAUCAAGGUCCUAGAGGUGAACCUGGUUUUCCAGGAUUCCCGGGCAUCAAAGGAGAAAUGGGUAAUCAAGGACCACCUGGGCAAAUAGGAGUACCAGGACCUGGAGGGUCAAAGGGACCACCUGGUCCGCCUGGAGCACCCGUGGCUGCUGUCUCUUUCCCAGGAAACCCAGGACCUGCUGGACCUCCAGGAAACCUAGGAAGCUCAGGAGAUCCAGGUCCCAGAGGACCACCAGGGCCACCAGGACCUCCAGGUGUAAAGGGCCAGCUAGGUCGGCUUGGGAUACCUGGCAUACCUGGACCACCUGGUCUAAAAGGAGAGAAGGGUUUUCAAGGCCCAAAAGGUUUGCCUGGAAUGCUUGGGUUUCCUGGUAGGAAGGGACUCCCUGGAUUCCCAGGAAGUUGCUUAACUGGUCCAGCCAAAAGGGGCUUCAUCUUUUCUCGGCACAGCCAGUCAACAGAGAUUCCGUCAUGUCCACCUGGGACAUCUCAAAUCUAUAGUGGUUAUUCUCUCCUUUUUGUACAAGGGAACGAGCAAGCACAUGGGCAAGAUCUUGGUUCAGCCGGUAGCUGCCUUCAGAGAUUUACCACCAUGCCUUUUUUAUUAUGUAACCCCAGUAACGUUUGCAGAUUUGCUUCUCGCAAUGACUAUUCAUACUGGCUGUCAACGGCAGAGCCAAUGCCAUUAGAUAUGGCACCCAUUUCUGGGAAAGCUUUGGAGCCUUAUAUUAGCAGAUGCAUUGUCUGCGAAGGCCCUGCAGUGAUGAUAGCAGUUCACAGCCAGACCACUUCAGUUCCACCAUGUCCUCAAGGCUGGCAGUCUGUGUGGAAAGGGUAUUCUUUUGUUAUGUACACAGGUGCAGGCUCAGAAGCUUCUGGACAAGCGCUGGCAUCUCCAGGGUCAUGCUUGGAAAAAUUUCAUGCCAUUCCAUUUAUUGAAUGCCAUGGCCGAGGGACAUGCAAUUAUUACUCAAACUCCUACAGCUUCUGGUUGGCUUCAAUAAAUCCAAGAAGAAUGUUCAGGAAACCAUUGUCGCAGACUCUGAAAGCUGGAGAAAUGGAAAAAAUCAUAAGUCGCUGCCAAGUCUGCAUGAGGAGACCCAGCUAAACAGAACUGUCAUUAGAGAACGAAGCUCCAGUUUUGUGUCGCCAAACUAAAAUAAACCAAAAAGGUUUUGUGAACUUGUAAUAUGGUGUUUAAAAGCUGCAGAGAAGAGAACACACUCUGCAAAGUAGUGGAAUCAGAAAGUGCAGGGAAAACGUAGCUUCUGGACCAAGCAUGCCACUCAUUUGUAUGUUGGAUAGAGUUGCACUCUGUGCUGCUUUAGUGUAACUGCUGGAAGCUUUUCAAUCUCCUCUCCCCUUUACAAAGAGAAAAGUAGCCCCCUGCCUGACCAGAUAUGUGUCCCUGCUCUCCAGGGUGAACCAGCAUACAGCAGCACUCUUAUUGAAGGUAACUAGUUAAUAAUAAAGCACAAGUGACCCAGGCAUCCUUCUCUGUGUUAGUUUAUUCCAGCAGUCACAGUACGACACAAGGCUAGUUGUUGUGCUGGUGGGAGCCAGUUCAACAAGUCUUGGUAAGGCAAUGGGACUUCCCCACUCUCUUCUUUCCUGGAUAGCUCAGUUGGUUAGAGUGUGGUGCUGAUAACGCCAAUGUUGCAGGUUCGAUCCCCGUAUGGGACAGCUGCAUAUUCCUGCAUUGCAGGGGGUUUGACUAGAUGAUCCUCAGGGUCCCUUCCAGCUCUACAAUUCUAUGAAUCUUCCUAUGCAAGCAUCAGCUCGGGUCAGGAGAACCCCCAGAACGGGUCGCAGGGGGGGGGGGAGAGGGAAGAUCAUUCCACCUAGCAGGCAGAAAUAUUUGUGCUUACAGAACAAUUGCCUUAGUAUGAUGCUGAAUUCCACUCACAGAGUGCAACUAUCCAAAAUGCACAUGAAUGCGACAUGCUGGGUUCAGAUACUAUGCCUUCCCUCCACUUUUUGUUUCCAACACUAGGUGGCGUGUGUUCUUUUCUCUACAGUUUCACAGGUGCCUUAACAAAAGCCAAACUGUAUUUGCACAGUAAACUUGAAGAAGAUACCAAUGGUACUAUAAUGAAAUUUGAAAUAGUGCAAUAUUUUAGUUUUUGUUUCUAGUAGAAUGCAAAGCACUUUCCUGGAGUAAAUUGUUUGUGUUGGCAGCAUAGCUGCCAAAUUAUCCCUUUUUUUAAGGGAAAUUCCCUUAUGCUGAAUAGGCUUCCUCGUGAGAAAAGGGAAAACUUGGCAGCUAUGGUUGGCAGUACUAAAAGGUUGUCACCUUCUGAACUCUGCCAACUCCUGGGUCCGUAUAAAUCUGAACUAGAGCGUAACUGGUCUCUUUAAUCUAGAAAAAGACACCUCAAGCUGCCUUUCUUGUGCUUUUCUACCUGCAAAAUGGAGUAAUCAGGGUAGUGUUGGUUUACAUAAGUGUUGCCAAAGCAGAUAUUAUUUCAGUUGAAACUCUGGCGCAACAAGCAAUUUAAGUGGGAGGGGGCUGCACAAAACUUUUGAAAGUUCAUCAAAUGAAUUAUAAUUCUCCAAUCGCCCUUCCUUUUGCAAAGAAAGAGAAUUUUAACAUAUUCAUAGCAGUGCAAUAAAAGAUGAACUUGUAGGUUAGUUGCCCUCUAAAUACAUCCGUGAUACAUUUGCAAAUUUAUUGGAUCCUACUAACUUCAGUUAGUAUUUUGGCCAGCCUUACUAAACGAGUCCUAAAAAAUGCAAAUCUUAUGUGAUUUAUGCUGCCUUUGGAUUGGUUCCAGAUUAAGCUGGCUGUGCUUUAAUCCCAUUGAAAUAAAAAGGGACAAGGGAAGCAUGAGUACAUUAAAUCCCUUUGAGACUAAGGUAUGACUAACCUAAUAUGGCUCCAGCUGAGGCUACUGAGGCAGAACUGACAAACUAUAAAUGGUCACUUUCCUGAUAACUCUUAACAAGUAAGAAUCAUCAACCAGAAACAGAAAUGGAAGAAAACUGGUUUUCAUUCAGCACAAAUUAUUAGUAUACUGUACAGUAUUGUACUAUGUGUUGAAACUGUACUGUAUAUAUAUUUGAGACUGAAUAUAUAUAUAUAUAUUUGAGGCCGAAUAGGCUUAUUCAGAAUGAGGCUGGAGUAUGAUGUCAGAAAUGUGCACCAAAUUUAAAUUGGAUCCCCCAUAAGAAUAUUUUGUAUGGUACUUUAGCCACUGCAAUAAAUGCAAAACCUCUCCUUUUUGUCUCUAUUAUAAGGUAUCAGGUAGUAUCUGCACAUUUAAUUUGUUCUAAACUGUUUUAUUGUUUGUAUUUUACGUUGUUGUGACCCACCGUGGGGCCUUAUGGUGAAGGGUGGAUAAUAAAUUUAAUAAUAAUAACUUUUGUGGACAUAAAUGGUGGUUGAAAACAUCAGCCAAACUUAAUCAAAGUCCAUCCAGUGAAACACAAGCAGCUAAAGGUAAUAGCUUUUCAGCAAAUUCAAGUGGUACUGUCUGGGGAAAGGUUUAUAUAGAACAUGUGGUUUAAGUAAACCGACUCUACAACCCUAUGCAUUUACUCAGAAGUAAGUCACACAGUGUUCAGUGAGCUUUCAGAGCAAUCUUAUAUGUCUAUUCAGAUGAAAGCCUCAUUGACUUCAAUGGGAUUUGUGAGUAUAGGAGUGCAAAUUUAGGUACAUCAUUCUGAUCCAGCAAAGGAGACUUCCAUGCACAGCCAAUGCAGAUAUCCAUCUGGAUCUAAAAACUCAUGACAAGGUACAUCCAAUUCCUGUUGAACUUGAUGAUGGGGGCUGCACAGGCAAUCCCAGUUUAGGGCCACUAGUUGCUUUAGUGUGCAACAAAGCACAGCUGGAAUUGGAUCAGGGUCUUUAUAUAUUAUUAUAAUUUAUGUACAUUUCUUGUAUAAAAGUGUAGUUCUGAAUGUUUUAUAUUUAUAACAUUGCACUUGAAAAAAUUAUGGAAAAUAUUAACGUUAACAUUAAGGUUGCUUAAUGCUUUUGCACAAGUAUCAGCAUUGCAAUAUUUAACAAUAAUAAUCUUAUCUCAUUAAUCUACAUACUUGUGUAAAUGUAUAAUUCUAAAUAAAGGAUUUAGAGAUCUACAAGUGCGCCAUUUCCCUCUCAUUACUAAUGGGUAUUUUUUGCAAGUAAACAUUUUUUAUUUAAUUUAUAUUUUAAUUACUCUGGUGUCUGUCUUUUAAUGGUACACUUUCAGUGAUAACAAUGCUGCAAAAUCAUUCUGAUGCCAAAGCUUGCUGUGCUGAAAAUUAAGUGCUUAAGCCAACCCCAGAAUCAUUACAGUAUCACAGAUAAUUUGAUUAUAUGGUAGAGCAAGAACACUUCAUAUGCUCUGUAACUGCAAGCAAUCGGAUGUGUCAUUGCAAAUGUUCUGGUACUAAAUAAAAUGUCUUGUGGGACAGAUGUUUGAAUUAUAGUCUUCUUUCUGGCCUCUUAUCAAUAGCACAAAUCAACAAUCAAACACAACCUUCUUUUAAAGUGACUUUUUAUUAGAUGCAUGGGAAGAGGACAUAAUUUCCUGGGCCCCAGAUAUCUACCUGAAUGUUAACUAUUGUCUUAAUACAUGUUUCAUAGAGAAUAGAUUGUUAUGCCACACUACAACUAAAAUUUAGAAGGAAAGCUUAUAUGCAAUAAAAGAUGAGAACAGAUACAAAUUAAAAACAGCAUACAAACUAAUUUGCCAAGAGUUUAAAGUUAUUAAAGGAGGGGGGAGAUAGGGGAUAACAGAGGAAGCCUGUGCUUGAUGUCAAAAGAAACCUCCCUGGGUGCUCCCAUUUCACAGAUGAGGCACAAUCACCGAUAGGGCUCUUUCCUCACUUCCCAUCAGCUGUAUCUCAUUUGUUGAACACCUACAGAAAGCCUCCAAAGUUGAUCCCAGGGCAGGCUAAUAAGCAACCCUGAAACAAGUAGAGACCAUUGCAUGUUUAUAGGUUUUCCAUCCUUCCCAUAAAUAACAAAAUGUACAGCAUCUACCGUACUGUUUAUUUUGGAAAGGGGGUUGUCUGUUUGAUAUGCAUUUGGACACCUCUUCAGUUACCAUAACCAAGUUUUGCAUUAUGAUUCCCGAGAUCCAGAAUCAGGAUUUUGUUUGUUUAUAUAUAAUUGGGCACCAUUUUUAAUCAAUAUCGCAGACUUAACCCUUUCCAAGCUGCACUGAUUUUAAUGACUGAUUUCAAAACUGCAUCAAUUUUUUUUGUUUCUUGGAAUUCCUGAGCAGCAUCAGGUAUAAGGCUGCUAGUAUCCAAUAAAGAACCUUUGUGUGUUCAAUGCUGUUUUUCUUUAUCCAGUUUAUAUGGAGUUUUGCAUCACAUGGAAGCUAUGGAAAGUUAGCAUCUUAGAUCAUUGGAAGCACCUGUAAUAGCUGCCCUAUGUUGAUAAAGAACUUUAGGAAACUAGAUCACAGAGAGAGACUAGCAGGUUCUUUUAAACAGAGCUUUGGCUAAUGUACUUGACUCUCACUAUCUGGCGUAUGCAACAUCUCUGAAACACAUUGAUUCAUCAGCUAGUUAACAAACAGUGCCUAACAACUCAGAAGUAAAUCCUAUGGGAUUCAAGUAUGGUAAGAGUUGUAGCCCAGCUCAGCAGCAUCAGUGGGAUUGUCAAAGGAUGGAGUUCUUUAUAGAUUACCUAAUGGUUAUGGUUUGGAUAUCCCUUAAGUUAUUUAACCACCACUCAGCAGUCUCACCGAGUUAAAGGAUGCUUACUCUCUAGCACAGUGUUUCUCAACCUUUUUUGGGCCACGGCACACUUGUUCCGUGAAAAAAAUCACGAGGCACACCACCAUUAAAAAAGUUAAAAAAUUUAACUCUGUGCCGCCCUAUAUUAUAAUUACGACUGUAAGAAACACUUGCCAAAUAUUGCUUUCCGGCGGGUCAGUGGUGUGUAUUGGCGGCCGCCAGGCACGUGACAAUGGAAAUCGCCCUUCUCGUCGCCGCACGUUGCGGCACACCAGCCAGCGUCUCACGGCACACUAGUGUGCCGCGGAACAGCG
Zootoca vivipara (common lizard) is the source of this 12441-nucleotide messenger RNA. RefSeq names its product collagen type IV alpha 3 chain (gene COL4A3). Gene Ontology annotation, cellular component: collagen trimer. The record is from RefSeq and is a predicted model, not a curated record. NCBI's taxonomy places the organism in Eukaryota, Metazoa, Chordata, Lepidosauria, Squamata, Lacertidae. Gene Ontology annotation, biological process: extracellular matrix organization. Gene Ontology annotation, molecular function: extracellular matrix structural constituent conferring tensile strength.